Molecule: messenger RNA, 472 nt
Organism: Cyphomyrmex costatus
Lineage: Eukaryota; Metazoa; Arthropoda; Insecta; Hymenoptera; Formicidae
Exons: 3
Source: RefSeq, a predicted model, not a curated record
AUGAAUGUGUCAUUUUCUGAAGAAAGACAAACAGAAGAGGAAAUAGAAGAAGAAUCGAUAGAAAAUAAAGAAAAUUUCAGAUGGUCUCAUGAGGCAAUAAUGCUUUUAUUUGAAGAGUAUAGACAACGAGAAUCUUCCAUGUCUUCAGGUAAAAUCAGUCAUAAGAAAGCAUGGGAUGAAAUUGCGGCAACCAUGCACGCCAAGGGAUAUAAUGUCUCUGGUAGACAAUGCAUGACGAGAAUAAAUACAAUGAAACGUACAUAUAAGACAAUUAAAGAUCAUAACGCAAAAUCUGGUAAUAACACGCGCACAUGGAAAUAUUAUGAAAUUAUGGAAAACCUUCUUAGAGAAAAACCUUAUAUGGCACCAUUGGCAACUAUUUCGUCAACUGGAUGUGUAACAUUAAAAGAAAGAUCAAUAUCUCCAAGCAAUAGCAGUUGCAGUUCUACUUGUUCACCCAACAUAAUUUCUC